GACGAGCUAGCGGAGGAGUUGAGACUCGGAGCUCCGGAAUCAGCUCGUUCUUUCUUGUUCUUCUUCCCGGCGAAAAUCCGCACCAUGGAGUGGGAGAGACUCCUGUCGAUCCCGGUCUUCGCGGUGUUGCUGCAGAUGGGGUUCGUGUACUACGUCACGGUGUUCUCGUUCCUCGACGAUUGGCUCGGGUUGCGGACCUCGGUGGGGUCGUUGAACGCCAUCAUCUUCACCUCCUUGAUCUGCUACUGCCUCUUCUCCUUCUUCGUCUGCGUCCUCACCGACCCGGGUCGCGUUCCGCCCUCGUACGUCCCCGACGUGGAGGACAGCGACGUCUCGGAUCAAGAAACUAAGCAACCCGUCAUGCUGCCUAGGAAAUGCGACACUUGCUCCAACUACAAGCCUCCGAGGUGUCACCAUUGUCGGGUUUGCAAAAGAUGUGUCUUGAGAAUGGAUCACCACUGUGUAUGGACAAACAAUUGUGUUGGUUAUUGGAACUACAAGGCUUUCUUCAUUCUUGUGCUAUCGGCAACCUUGGGAAGUAUAUACGCUAUGGUAAUUGUUGUCUCCUCUGCAUUCCGAAGGGACUGGGAGUCUACAGGUCAUGCCUUCCCCAAGGUCUUCUAUGUCAUAUGUGGCACACUCAUGAUGAGCCUGAGUCUUAUACUGGGUAGUCUACUGGUUCGGCACAUCUACCUGUUGUCUCAUAACAUGACUACUAUAGAGUCCUAUGAAGCAACACGAGCAGCAUGGUUAGCUCGGAAAUCGGGGCAGAGCUAUCGUAACCCAUUUGACCUUGGGUUCUACAAGAAUGUGACACUGGUGUUAGGUCCAAACAUGAUGAAAUGGUUAUGGCCAACAGCAGUAGGCCACCUGAAAGAUGGGAUCUCUUUCAGGGUCACACGCGAUACCUUGUAAAACUGUUCGUAUUCCACAGCCUGUGCUUAUACUAUCGACUGCCUAUUUGGUUCCAUUUUCUUUUCGAAUCUUUGGAGGAGGGGUGAGCACAUUUUUGAAACUCUCGGGCGGGAAAAACUUCUCUAUACAUAGAACUCAAUGACUGACACGAUAUAUGAUAUGAAGAUCUCCAAUAGAAACCAGGGGCAGUAUAUACUUGUUUAGAAUGCUCAGCGUGCCAGAAGCUUUUUUUCACAGGAACUUAAAGGAGAACAUUUCUUUGUUAGUAUUGUUUGGAGGCUGGAGUGUACAUUCACUUGUAUUUUAUAAGGUAUCAUCCCCUUCGAUGAGGCGUUGCACAUUCAUUAUGUGCGUAUUUGUUCUUGCUAGAUCCUUUUGUUUGACUAUGUAAUGUGACCAAUCUUUGGUUCAAAUCGGGUUCCUCA
This is a messenger RNA of Punica granatum (pomegranate), 1340 nucleotides long. The record is from RefSeq and is a predicted model, not a curated record. NCBI's taxonomy places the organism in Eukaryota, Viridiplantae, Streptophyta, Magnoliopsida, Myrtales, Lythraceae.